AUUUUUGUCUUGGAUGUUCAUGGGACAAACAAGCGGCGAGCAAUUGGAGAGUUGGUCACGUUUAAGGGAGGAGAACGCUCAACAAGGAUCCGAAAUUCUUAGAUUGCUCGAGGUGGAAUUUCACGAACUUCGGGUACUGUGUGAAAGAAAAUGCGAGCUCUUGAGUUACGAGAAGGCUGUGAAGGCCGUGGAAGAUUUCUGCAUAGAAGAGGGUAAUAAAAGAGCUCAUGUAACUGACUUUGUCCCUCAAAGCUAUAAUGUUAUUUUGAAGAAAUGGCGAGAAGAGUUGGAAAACCACCACGAUGAUGCAAAUAUAGGUCAUAGGAUCGAAGUUACAGUCAUUUCAAAUGUUCUAAAUGAUGCGGAGUCUCUUAAUGUCACUCAAUUUGGAUACGGGGAAACUUACAGUGAUAUGACGUCUCAUCUUUCUGACUUAGAAUUGGGUCAAGUCGAUGAUUGGAGAAUGAAGGACUUCCUUCACCAGGCUGACUCAUGUGUAGAAGUUGCAAUUCAGAGACAGAAGGAACGGUACUCAACUGAGCUGAGCAAAAUUGAUGGAAGAAUCCUUUGUGUUCAAAAUGGGGUGCAACUUUUGGAAUCGAAGCUUGAGCCUAUAUCUGGCAAUGAUUAUAGGCGGGUAUUAGGGCCCCUAGUGAAGUCAUUUCUGCGGGCUUACUUAGAGGGUUUGGCAGAGAAAGAUGCCACUGAGAAAUCUGAUGCUGCAAGAGAAGCAUUCCUGGCAGAGCUUGCCCGUGAUUUAGAGAAGAAUUCAGGUGGAGGAAAUGAUAAUUUAAAACAUGCAACUGAAAAGACAAAAGAUAAAAAAAGGAACAAGGACUAUCGAAAAGGCAAGGGUGCAAAGGCUUCCACUGGAACUGUGCAGCCCAUUCAUCACCACGAGACUUCUGAAUGCAUUUCUUCUCAAGGUGUUAAUGAUAAGGAAAAUGAAGGGGGUGAACUUAUAAUUGUUAGAAGCAAAGAUUCUCCAUCUCUGGAGGACUACAAGCUAGGAAAUAUGCUUGAAGAAGAGGAAAGAAAGCUCGAAGAGACAUUGGAGUACCAAAGGAAAAUUGAAAAUGAGGCUAAACUCAAGUAUCUUGCUGAGGAACGUGAGGUAGUUGGAACAGCACUUUCAGAGAAGAUGCCUGCAGAAGUAGUACCUGAUGUUUAUUCGAGAUACAUGGAAGAUCAAGAUGCAAGUGAGCAAGGGAAAAAUAAUGCCAAGGAUUCAAUGUUUCCAACAGAUGAAUCUCCUGACAUUUUGGAAGGUCUUUUAAGGAACACUGCUGAUGUUGAUGCAAAUAGAGCGGAGAAUCAGAAUGAAGGAAUGCUUGAAGCUGAAACUGCAGUUUCUGAUCAGACUGGAAGAAAGAGCAGGCGCCAGAAGGGAUUGAAAAAAAUUAAUGAAAGAAAGUAUCAAACUGUUUCUUCUGGUGCAGAUAAAAACAUGAUCAGUAGACUGGUGUCUUUUGAAAAUUUGCAAGGGAUGAUAUCAAAGUCGCACUCCGAAAUAGGUUAUUCUGGAGAGUUACCCAUGGAAGGGGCCACUGAAACAGCUGGAGUUAAUGUAUAUGGGACAGGGCUGCAGAAUGAAAUUGGGGAAUAUAAUUGCUUCUUGAAUGUCAUUAUCCAGUCAUUGUGGAAUUUAAGCCACUUUCGAGAUGAGUUUUUGAGAUCAUCAUCGAAUCACGUUCAUAUUGGCGAUCCUUGUGUUACAUGUGCUUUAUAUGACAUUUUUACUGCUCUUUGUUUGGACACGCAAAGAGAAGCGGUUGCUCCUACCUCAUUGAGGACUGCUUUGAGCAACCUAUACCCUGAUAGCAAUUUCUUCCAGGAGGGGGAGAUGAAUGAUGCUUCAGAAGUACUAGUUGUAAUAUUUGAUUGCCUUCAUCAGUCGUUUACUUCAGAUUUGGGUUCUUCUGAGACAAAAUCAACAUCUAGGCGCUUGGACUCCUGGGAUUGCACUAACAGUGCUUGUAUUGUGCAUUCUAUUUUUGGAAUGGAUAUCUUUGAAAAAAUGCUCUGCCCCAAAUGCAAAUUAGAAUCUAGACAUCUGAAAUAUACUGCUUUCUUUCACAAUAUUAAUGCUAAUGCAUUGAGAAUGACAAAGGUGAAGCAUCUAGAAAGCUCAUUUGAUGAACUUAUGAAUCUUGUCGAGAGGAGCCACCAGUUGUCUUGUGAUCCAGAUGCCGGUGGGUGUGGGAAACAUAACUUCAUUCACCAUUUCUUGUCAACUCCACCACAGGUUUUCACAAUAGUUCUAGGAUGGAAGAAUACUUGUGAGAGUCUUGAUGACAUAAGAGCAACAUUGGCAGCCAUAUCUACUGAGAUUGACAUUAGUGUCCCUUACCAUGGUUUAGAUCCAAACAACAAAUAUAGCCUAGCCUCAGUAGUUUGCUAUUAUAGACAGCAUUAUCACUGUGUUGCUUAUAGCCGUCAUCAUGAGAAGUGGAUAAUGUAUGAUGACAUGAUUGUGAAGGUGAUUGGCAGCUGGGACGAUGUUCUCAUGAUGUGUAUAAAGGGGCAUUUGCAACCUCAAGUCUUUUUCUAUGAAGCUGCAAGCUAAUUUUGCGUGAUCGGGUCUUGGGGAAGCUUUAAUCCUGGCUCGUGAGCUGUAUAAUUCAUGUAUACCAACAAAUUUGUAAAUGUCAAAAGGAAUUUUACAGAAAGCGAAACAGUCUAGAAUCAGUUAGCAUAUUGAAGAGAAAAGAGAAAUUGGAGUUCUUGGCCUGGAAGGUAAAAUCACAGACAAUCAAUCUGUGAUCGUUGUUGUAUACUUCUUUGGGUUGCUUCUUCAAUGAUCAAAUUUUGGGAAAUAAGAAAGGAAAAAAGGCCUUUGUAUAGAUAUAUUGAUGAGGGUUGUAGUUUUUUUUAAUAUUUAUUUAUUUACAAAAUCAGGUUCUGUAGGCUGCGUAGGUUGUAUUUUCAUAUACGUGAAUUGUGGAAAUAAUAAUAUGAUAGUGAUGGACUUUGUUCGAAACUGGCCUUGAUGAAUUGAUGAUCUGUAUUAUCCCUUGGUUCAUCUAUUGAAAAGUUUUGAACUACUC
Cuscuta epithymum is the source of this 3047-nucleotide messenger RNA. The record is from the annotation of a GenBank genome assembly. NCBI's taxonomy places the organism in Eukaryota, Viridiplantae, Streptophyta, Magnoliopsida, Solanales, Convolvulaceae.